UUCUAGUUAUUAAAUAUUUAAAUGACGCCUGCUUAUAUAUUUUUUUAUUUUAAACUCCAGGUAGAGGUGAAAUGUAAAAAAAGGUUUAGAUUGGGGUCAAUUACGUCAUGGCAAAGAUGGCCGCCUACAUGGUGGAGAGCGGGGAAGAUGUUUUUAGGAAGAUGUUCAAGUUUUAUAAAAGAAGAGACCCCCCACCCGACCUCAGGGGGGUUGUCGACUUUUCCAGCGAACCGCCGGCGGACAAGGUCGCUCCGGCUCACCUGGACGCGGCUGCGGUGAGCGACGAGGAGGCCGCCCGGGUGGGACUGCGGCCCGUCAGAGACUGGAGAGCCUUCAGCCUGCAGGGCUUCCCGGGCUUCAUUUUCAUCUCCAACCCUUUCCUUCGGGGCUCCCAACCCUUCUGGGUCAGGCAGUGCUUGAAGACCUACCCUCAAAAACCAAACGUCUGCAACCUGGACCUGCACAUGUCUGCCUGCGACACGCAGGACAUCUGGGCUAAGAGUGCACCUGUCCUCAGAUCUCCGUCCUCUGGAAGGAAUCAACCAAAGACUCUGCUGGAGAAGCUGCACUGGGUCACUCUGGGAUAUCAUUACAACUGGGACACCAAGACGUACUCCGCCGACAACCACACGCCGUUUCCGGCUGACCUCCAUUCGCUGUCGGCCCGGGUGGCCUCGGCCUGCGGCUUCCCGGGCUUCAGAUCCGAGGCAGCCAUCCUAAACUACUACAGACCCGACUCGUCUCUGGGGAUCCACGUGGAUGAGUCUGAGCUGGAUCACACGCGGCCUCUGCUCUCGUUCAGUUUUGGGCAGUCGGCCAUCUUUCUCCUGGGAGGCACCCGCAGACAGGACCCCCCCACCGCCAUGUUGGUGCACAGUGGAGACGUGAUGGUGAUGUCUGGACAGAGUCGCCUCCUCUACCACGCCGUCCCGCGCAUCCUCCCGACGCCUCGGGGGCACGGCGCCCUCCUGGAGGACCUGCGCCCCGCCUCCCCCCAGCAGGCGGCGGCCAUGUUGGAGCCGGUUUCUGAGGAAGACUGGAUGGCGUGCUCCGUUUAUAUUCAGAAAUCCAGGCUAAACAUGACUGUUCGACAGGUGCUGGGGGCGGGACAGAGCUUCCCGGUGGCACCGCCCUCCUCAGUUACAAGGACGGAUAAAAGUGAGAUAGGCGGAUACCACGAUGAAGACCCUGGGAAGAGGAAGAGGAGUGACAGCGACUCUGCAAAUGAGACGUGAAGAAGCCAGAUGUCGUUAAAUGCUGACACUUUAAUCUUGUGGCUUUUGUUUCUUCUGAAAGAUGUCUGCAGAGUGAGGAAGAUGUUUAAGGCAGUCAUGAUGAGGAUUUAUAAGAUCAUGCAGUUCAGCUUUACUGAGGAAGAUGUGUCAGAAUGUGACUCAUUUUUAAAUCAGCGAUAGGAACAUGUUGUUUUCAUCUUUUCAAAAAACUUGCUAAUUUUUCACCAGUUUGAAAACUUAAUAAAUAAAAUAAAAAACAAAAAUCUUGCAAAAAAUACUAAUA
Molecule: messenger RNA, 1518 nt
Organism: Oryzias latipes (Japanese medaka)
Lineage: Eukaryota; Metazoa; Chordata; Actinopteri; Beloniformes; Adrianichthyidae
Gene: alkbh1
Product: alkB homolog 1, histone H2A dioxygenase
Biological process (GO): oxidative RNA demethylation
Cellular component (GO): cytoplasm; nucleus
Molecular function (GO): ferrous iron binding; oxidative RNA demethylase activity; broad specificity oxidative DNA demethylase activity
Source: RefSeq, a predicted model, not a curated record